AUGUUGGAAUGUUUAUACAGCAGCAGCGACUUGAUGCGACUUAUAUUUUCUGAAGAAACUCCUUCAGACGGCCAAACACCACUUGGGGGGCCCCCAGAGGGGGCCCCCCCCCCAACUAAACCAAAACGGAAACCCUUAAUCAUCCCCCCUCUCUCCCUCAAAACAAAAGAAAAACCCGUCCACUUCACCCCAAUUGCUGAGGUGCCUGUACACCUCAGCGAAUCUUUAAUACUUGCAACGCAAAAAGCAGCAGCAGCAACUGAAAAGGCAACAUCACCUGCAGCAAGAGCAACAACAGCAGCAAGAGCAGCAGCAGCAGCAGCAGCAAAGGACGACCCCAUUAACCUCACAGCCCUUCUCUUCGCCAGGGAUAUAGAAGAAGAGUCUCCAUACAAUCACGAGAGGCCCCUGUACCCUGACGAGGGGCCCCCGUACUCUCAUCAGGGGCCCCCCAACGUUGAAGAGGGGCCCCCGUACCCUCGAGACGGCUACUAUUCUGCUGCUGUUCGCCAUUUGUUCAGCAAUGAACAGCAGGGGAGCCUCUCUUCCGAUCUACAGACACCAGAAACACAACCAAACGGAACAGGGGGGCCCCCCAGCACCAACGGGGGGGGGGCCCACGACGAAUUCCAUCCCUAUCGCGGUGGGGGCCCCGGCCUUCUGAACCCUACCACCAUUGCUGAUACAGCGACAGGAUCAGCAGAAGCAGCAGCAACAGAAGCAGCAGCAGCAGCUGCUGCUGCUGCUGCAGCAGAUGGGUACAGGGGGACUAAAUUAGGCGCAGUGUUUGGUAUCGAUACACCAGGAGGGGGGCCCCACACGCCGCAGCUAACUGCUGGGGGGCCCCCAUCUCCCCUGAGUGUUUCGGAUGUAUUUGCGGUGGGACAACGAGAUGUAUCUCCUGUUGCAACGCCUCUUGCUGCAGAUGCUGCAGAUGCAGAAGAAGGAGAAGAAGAAGAGAUAGAUGAAAGGGAUGAAGAGACACCGCGCCACAGACUCUUCUUUAAGGUCCAACUGAAGCUGAAGGCUGAGCCGCCUCUCCUCCGGGGGCCCCCAACGCAGCAGCAGCAGCAGCAGCAGCAGCAGCAGCAGAAGCUAACUGUAUACUGCAAUGAAGAAGAACAGGAAAAGAGACAACAGAAAGCAAAUAUAUUCACCCCCCGUUUCAGCACAAGUGUGGAGGGGAUCGGAGACGAUCCCCUCGAGGCGGCGCCCAGAGGCGUCCCCGCAGCAGCAACACUCACCAGCAGCAACAGCAGCAGCAACAACGGCAGCAACAACAACAGCAGCAGCAGCAGCAGUAAAUCUUAUGAUAGGAAAGAGAACAGCAAAGGCCACCGACAGCAAAGACAAACAGAAGAAAGCAGAAAACAAUUAAUGAGAGAAGCAAAUGACCUCCGGAACGAGGUGAUGAGCCUCAUCCAGGAGAGCCCAUCUGAGAAGCCUUGGGGGGCCCCCCGCUUCGGCAUGUCUCCUUCCUCGAGGGGGGCCCCCAUCUCUUCACCUCCCCUUGUCUUAACUCCCUCACACAGCAGCAGUGAGGCCGAGGGGGCCCCCCGUGUGUCUCCCAGCAACAGACGAUCCCGCGAGGGUACUUCUGGGGGGCCCCCCAACUCUACAGCCAGGGGGGCCCCGCAGCAGCACUGCGGGCAAGGUGGAUGGAACAGAGAAGGAGAAGGGGGCCCAGAGGGUCCGCGGAGCGUUUCUUGUGGGGGAGGGGCCCCUGCAUGCAACUUGUACUGUGUGCAUGCACACCUACCCCUUUCUCCUACCAACGCUCUUUCCCCCUGCUGGGUGUCUCCACCUCACCAGGGGGCCCCCCAGCAGCAGCAGACGUACCUUCAGCUCACCGAAAUGCCCUGCGCUGCCCCUCCAAUCCCCUGGGGCCCCCCAGUCAAUACCCCUACAAGGGCGGAGGGGCCCCGCUGCAGUCAUUGCAUGCACAUGGGGGCCGCUGAACAGCAGCAGACAGCUGGAGCUGCUCGCGCACAGAGUGCCCCGGGGGCCCCCAGGGGGCCCCCAAAGAUACCUCCAUUGACGGAUGCUGACCGCCAGCUGCCGCACUUUAGGGCGUCGAAAGGGGGGGCUUCCUGGGAGGUCCCUGUGCCGGUUGGUGCUGCUGCUGCUCGUGCUGAAGCAGCAGAAGCAUCAGCAGCAGCAGCAGGAGAAGGGAAAGGCAGCAGCAGUUUCUGUUUGCCGGAGGAGCCACGGAGACGCUUCAGGCCCGCAGACACCAAAAGCGAUCUGCUGCUGCAGAGCUCCUUAAGGCCCUGGACGAGGAGGGGACGGUCCCCUACUUCUGUCUCUGUCUCUGUUGCCUCACAUAGCAGCAAACCAGGGGCCCCGAGGGACACAGCAGCUCAGACUAGAACAGCACAGAGCGAGAUCAGGCGCCCUUCUGCUCCAGUGAGGGGCCCCCAUGGAGAGACGUGGGCAACUCGUACACAGCAACCUGCAGAUACACCCCAACCUGGAAACUCCAUACAAGCCCCGCGUACACUUCAAACUAUGCAUACCCGCUCCCAGAUGCCAGGGCCCCACCCUGUCUAUACACCCCAACUUGGGGGCCCCGUAGGACCCUUCAGGGCCCCUGUCUUUAUCCCCACUACUGCAAGGACCUCACGGGGGUCCGGGGGGCCCCAGGGGUACGAGCUGCAGUUCAAGGGCCAGGCAAUCCUGUUGAGUGGCAGCAGAGAGAGCAGCAGUUCUUCUGGGGGCCCCCCAUCCUGCCUGAGCUCUUGCGCUCCCACUGAAAGAGGAGAAAGAAGGGACCGAGAAGCCGUGCAAAGGGGGAGUCUCUGCAGUAGCACGCAGCAUGUGGCACCAACUGCUGCUGCAGCACCUGGUGCUGCAGCCACUGCUGCUGCAGCAAACAUUCCACAGGUCCCUCGCGAAGUGCAGCAGCAACAUCCCCAGCACGAGCAGCAGCAGCAGCACGGGCUACAACAGCAAGGACACAUGCAGCAGCAACUACCGCAGCAGCAGCAACUACCGCAGCAGCAGCAACUGCAGCUCCACCAGCAGCAACAGCAAGGGCAGCAGCAGCCGCAGCACGUCCAGCAGCAGCACGUCCAGCAGCAGCAGCAGCAGCACGUCCAGCAGCAGCAGCAACAGCACGCCCAGCAGCAGCAGCAGCAGCAGAUGCAGCAGCAGCAGCACGGGCAGCAGCAACAGCAGCAGCGCGUGCAGCAGCAGCAGCAGCAAUACGUCCAGCAGCAGCAGCAGCCCGUCCAGCAGCAGCAGCAGCAGCAGCACGCGCAGCAGCAGCAAACUGGGCCAGGAAUGCAAGACGACAGAACUCCUGGGACUUCGGCCCCCCCCUCUGUUGUGGGCGGAUCGUUGCCUGCACACAGCAGCACGUCUGAGUCCCUCCGAUCUGCUGCUGCUGCUGCUGCUUCGAGUAACCUUCAUGCUGCCCCUCCUACCUCUGCAGCCCCUCCACAGGGGGCCCUUGGGGCCCCUGGAUCGCAGGGGCCCCCCGGAUCACAGGGGGCACCCGGACAGCGGGGGCCCCCGAACUAUCCCCACGCAGGGGAUAUCGCAUCUCAUGGUGUUGCAGGCGGAUUUGGGGGCCCCUAUAGAGGUGGGCCUCCUCAUGGGAACCCCACCAUUCAUCAAGAGGUCCCUCAGGGGCCCCCGCGGCCUGCAGCUCACCCUACAGCAUCGCAUAUUCGGGGGCCUCCCUGCAGUGCCCCCCCCAGUAACAGUUGCAUGGGUCCCGCGGGGGCCUCCUUUGGUUCCUCUCACAGCUACCCUGUAUCUUGGGGCCCCGGCUGCGUCGACGGUGCAACUCGUUGGAUUAUGGGGGCCCCUGGAGCCCCCGGGGCCCAUGGAGGGGGCCCCCUGCAGUCUGCUUUGCCUGCGCGAAUUGUAAAUAUCGUCAAGAGGACUCGUGAUGGGAUCGCUACAGACUUUGCUUUGGGCGGCGAGAAGACGAGGACUGUAUACCCCCCUGAGCAACCCCUCAACAUACCGUUGGGUGCAGCAGGCCCUGGGCCCCGGGCCCAAGCAGGGACUUAUCUAUCGUAUGUAAGGAGUGUAGGGGCAGAAGGUGGAGGAGCUUCUGCUGCAGCAACUGAUGCAGCAGCGGCAGCAGCAGCAGCAGCAAACCCGUACGCAUCGCAUCCACCCGUCUCUGCCUGGGAAUCUCCCAAUACUUUACUACCAGGGCAGGUAUUGGUUAAGCCUGCCGUCUAUCCAGGGGGCCCCCAAGGAGGAGGGGCCCACCAAGCCACCUCGCGUCCUCCGGGCCCCUCUGACUACUAUGCCUACCCUUCAACUCCGUCUGCCUGGGGCCCCCAGCGGCUCCACAUGACCCAAGGGGCACCCCAACUAGCUACCCCAGCGGGGCCCCCUAGGGGCCCCCCUAGGGCUGGGCGGAGCUGUUCUGUCGGUCCUCCUCAUGGAUCUGUUCGUGGGUCAACGGAAGUACGGAGCAGCAGCGCCGGACCUGCAGCAGCAGCAGAAGCAGCCGCAGCAGCAGCUGCUGCUGCGGGUGGUGAUUGGCAGUUACAACCUAUGGCACGCACUGUAAGCCUGGACGAAGAUGGAGAUGCGAAUUGUUUUGAUGAUUGUUUAGCAUUGCUGAAUGCCAGAGUCGGCCGCUUCUAUAGGAGGAGGCCCCAGCUGCCCCCAGGACAAACCCUUUCGGCGGCCCCCCCAUGCCCCUUUAGGAGGAGGUAA
This is a messenger RNA of Eimeria mitis, 4683 nucleotides long. Its product is annotated as kinesin motor domain-containing protein, putative. The record is from RefSeq and is a predicted model, not a curated record. The coding region runs from base 1 to 4683 and encodes 1560 amino acids. NCBI's taxonomy places the organism in Eukaryota, Apicomplexa, Conoidasida, Eucoccidiorida, Eimeriidae. The transcript has 2 exons.